Messenger RNA from Melampsora larici-populina 98AG31, 1548 nucleotides. RefSeq lists its product as uncharacterized. NCBI's taxonomy places the organism in Eukaryota, Fungi, Basidiomycota, Pucciniomycetes, Pucciniales, Melampsoraceae. The coding region runs from base 1 to 1548 and encodes 515 amino acids. The transcript is spliced from 7 exons. The record is from RefSeq and is a predicted model, not a curated record.
AUGUCCAAUUCCUCAUCUAUGACGCCGGUCGCGACUCCCAUGACUGGCCACAUGAACACACUGUUCAAAAAGCCUGAGGAUCGGGUGGUAGAUGAUCAGCUAGCCACGAGUAUCAGACAAAAUCCUUUACACCGAGUCGGAACUCUGGGUCGAGAGCAAUUUGAAAAGAACAAUCAGAUGACGCUCGAAGUCCGCUUCAAGAUCUACACGGACAUGGAGGUUGACAUCAACACUCCGAUUCAGAGCACUCCGAAAGUCGGCGCUAGUAAAAAGUCAGUGAAGGCUGACAAACUCAACUUCAUCAACUCUAAAGCUAUCAACAGCGGCCUUCUAGAGUUCAAAAUUUGUCCAUUUGGAAAGAGUCUUGAUGACUUCAAGGACCUGGUGGCUGGAGCGUGUGAAGAGUAUGAGGGUGGUAUGAAAAAAUUAAUUCUCAAUAGUGUUUUUUCACCCGGCCUAAAAUGGAAGACCACUGUUGGACGAUUCAAGGUUGUUCUUGACAAUGCAGUUCAAUGGCAAAGUUUUGUCACAGCACUUGAGAAAUCAACCAAAAAGAAUGGAAUAGUUUCUAUCGAGAACGAUAAUAUGCAGGUGAAAGUUAAAGUGGGCAAUAAGGCGAGUGAAUCGGCAACCAAGAAACUUAUUGCUGCGACUAAUGGCGAAGGGGCCGAAGAUCAGGAAUCUGAGGAAUCAAAGAACAAGAGAGAGUUAAACACCGUGGCAAACCAGAUUUUCAGCCAACAUGCCAUCGGAAAGUACGCUGGAGGUCCUGGUACCAUCUUGACCACACCUUGGGAUCCAAACUAUCGUGUGAUGGCGAAAAUUGCAACUGUCCAUAUACCACCUAAUACUGCCGAGUUCCAAUACGAAAUCGAGAAGAACCGAUGGAUCCACCCUGACAUGGGGGUGGAUGAUUGGGUUGGACUUCAAUUGAAAGGUAGUUCUCGACAAUCACGAUCAAUGAAUCAUGUGUCACAAUCAAUUCGACACGCUCAGGCCGGCGGCUCCAGUUUGAAUACCAAUCUUCCAGGCGACAAAAACCAUUGUGUUUCCAAAUCCAUCUCGGCGCCUGACAUCAAGCCCGAUUUGAUGAAUAUUGGCAAUAAACGCCCUGCCUCGAUCUCAAGCAAGAUAGUAGAUAUCAAGCCAGACCUGAAGAAGUACAAGGUAGAGCAAGAACCCAAAAUGUCGAUCAAUGAGCCGAUCUAUGUUUCUAGCGACUUUGAAAGUGACUGGAACUCCAAUAGCGAAAGUAGCAGUAUCGAGAUCGAGAUGCCACCCCCCUCCACCUCUAACUCAGUCGAAUUCGAGCUGUUCCUGGCCGACUGCAACGUCGUGUUUGAUGAUGUCAACACUCGAACGCUUCUCAGAGAAGCUGGGAUCCUUGCGUGGACUGACUUAAUACCGAGUGUGCAACUAACUGAAACGAGUCUUACCUCCAAAGGUAUUGACCGUCAAAUCGCCAACCUCUUGAUGGCCGAAGCUCAAGCCCGUUACCUGAAAUGUAAGAGACUUUGUCAACAUUCCAAUAAUCAAGCUGGGUACUGA